This is a messenger RNA of Prionailurus viverrinus (fishing cat), 5106 nucleotides long. It is a transcript of the gene TMEM87B, whose product is annotated as transmembrane protein 87B. The coding region runs from base 181 to 1887 and encodes 568 amino acids. Lineage: Eukaryota; Metazoa; Chordata; Mammalia; Carnivora; Felidae. The record is from RefSeq and is a predicted model, not a curated record. Gene Ontology annotation, biological process: retrograde transport, endosome to Golgi. The transcript has 19 exons. Gene Ontology annotation, cellular component: Golgi apparatus; membrane.
CACUUGCCGCGCUCUGUCUCCUUCUAGCUCCACUCCUGGGCUCCGCUUCCCGGGUCCGAACCGCGCCUCCCCGCCCAAGCCCAAACCCCGUCUCCACCUCCCUGUCGGAGCCACACCACACGACCCGAACCCGCCUCCCGGGGGCGGAGCCGCACCAGGUGCGGACCCGGGGCGUGGCGGAUGUCCAGGAGCGCCAGGUGCGGCUUCCGUGUCAAGAUGGCCGCCGCCUGCCGCAUCGGAGCCCGGGUCCCGCCCGGCCGCCGCCUCUUUGCCGGGACCCCGCUGCUUCGCGUCGCCCUCUGCCUCCUGUGCUGGGCCCCGGCGGCUGUGGUCGCCGUCCCCGAGCUCGGGCUCUGGGCAGCGACGAUCAGCGACAAAUCAGGACCUUUGAUAUUUAGGAAAACUGUGUUUAACUCUACAGAAAUCAGGUUUUCUGUUAAGUCAUUCAGUUGUUCUGGGCCUGUGAAGUUUACCAUCGAGUGGUAUUUGAAGUAUCAUACCUGUCAGAAUGAAUAUUCUAAGCUGGAGGAGGAGCUAUCACAAAAACAUGAACCUAGCGUUGAUGAAGACUUUUGUGGUCAUUAUUUCAAGAACGUUGAAUGUUGGACAACAAAAUAUGAAAACAUAAAUUGCAACAGUGACUUACAGGUGUUUCCCUCAUUGAAUAAUAAGGAACUAAUUACAAAUAUCAGAAAUGUUUCCAACCAGGAAGGAUCUACAGAUGUGAUAGCUAGAACACAGAGAGAUGGAUUUCAUAUAUUUGUUGUUUCUGUGAAAACGGACAAAACAGAUGCAAGAUGGAAUUUGAAUGUUUCUCUUUCUAUGAUCGGGCCUCAUGGAUAUAUUUCUGCGUCAGAUUGGCCACUAAUGAUUUUUUACAUGGUGAUGUGUAUCGUUUAUAUUUUAUAUGGCGUACUGUGGCUGAUGUGGUCUGCCUGUUAUUGGAAAGAUAUAUUAAGAAUUCAGUUCUGGAUUGCAGCUGUUAUUUUCCUGGGAAUGCUUGAAAAAGCAGUUUUUUAUACCGAAUAUCAAAACAUCAGCAGCACUGGGCUAUCAACCCAAGGUUUAUUGAUAUUUGCGGAGUUGAUAUCUGCGGUUAAGAGGACAUUGGCUCGCCUCCUUGUGAUCAUUGUGAGCUUGGGCUACGGCAUUGUGAAGCCUCGUUUAGGAACAGUCAUGCACCGGGUGGUUGGACUGGGGAUUCUUUACUUUAUCUUCGCAGCUAUUGAAGGCGUGAUGAGAGUUAUUGGGGCAAAUGACUCUGAUCUUGUGCUUCUGGCCAGCCUCCCUCUCUCUCUCCUUGACUCUGGCUUGUGCUGGUGGAUAUUUAUAAGUUUGGCCCAAACUAUGAAGACUCUAAGGCUAAGAAAGAACACGGUGAAAUUUUCUUUAUACAGGCACUUUACAAAUACUCUGAUCUUUGCCGUACUGGCUUCUGUAGUAUUUAUGGUGUGGACGACUAAGACGUUUAGAAUUGCAAAAUGUCAAUCCGAUUGGAUGGAACGUUGGGUUGAUGAUGCAUUCUGGAGCUUCCUUUUUUCGCUUAUCCUUAUUGUGAUAAUGUUUUUGUGGAGACCAUCAGCAAACAACCAGAGAUAUGCCUUCAUGCCAUUAAUAGAUGAUUCUGAUGACGAAAUUGAAGAAUUCAUGGUAACAUCUGAGAAUUUAACUGAAGGAAUAAAAUUAAGAGUCUCAAAAACGGUUUCCAAUGGAACAGCUAAACCUGCUACUUCUGAUAAUUUUGAUGAAGAUUUGAAGUGGGUGGAAGAAAAUAUUCCCUCUUCAUUCACAGAUGUAGCUCUUCCAGUGUUAGUGGAUUCAGAUGAGGAAAUCAUGACCAGAUCUGAAAUGGCAGAAAAAAUGUUCUCUUCAGAAAAGAUAAUGUGAUUGGAACCCAUAUAAAUGAAACCCAGUUAACGGUGAAGGACUUCCUCAAGACUGAAAGAGAGCUUUGUUUUGAUCUAGUGCAACAAGUUUUUAUUGCAUUAUCUUGGAAAUCUAUGUAUUAAAAUUAAGAAUUCAGGUGGUAGGAGGGUUCUCCACCCCUUUUAAGCUACUUUAAAUGUCAGCUUAAUGUCCACCAAAUUGCCUGGAUUUGGAAAUAAUCUAAGAGAAGUAUUAUGAUAAAGAAAUAUGCCCGAAUGCUCUUAGCUAAAAGGAGGCAGGGAUGUGGAUAUGGGCUUUCUCUUUUCUCUGGAAAAUAUGACAAUUCCAGAUUUAAAAAUAUUUUUUACGUGAACACUUCUAUUCUUCCACUCACUAACCUUUGAGGUAGAGGAUGUGAUUCUUCUGAAGUGUGGUAAAGCAGCAUCUCCAUCUCUUAGGUUUCUAGUUACUAGAUGCAAUAAUAAUAUUCUUUGACUUUUAUAUGGAAGUGAUUUGAUAUCAAGUAAAACUUGAUUAACCGUAGAACAUAAGCAUGGUUAUAGGGUUAGUUUUGGGGGGUGUGUGUGUGUGUGUGUCUGUGUGUGUACACACAUAUGGGUCUGCACAAGGUCCUUGUUUGUAAAUAUCACCAUGCACAUCAAAUCACAGAGGUAGGUCCUCUCUAAGCUCAGGGGAACAGAAGUACACAGGAAUAAGGUCUUGAAGGUCACUUCCAAGGAUUUGCCCUCCCACUAUCCCCUCAUUCAGGCCACGUGUUCACGUGCUGCUGCUGAAUCUGUGUGGGGCAGGUGGUAAUCACGUGGCCAGAUGGGGAGCACUUUCUCCCCGGCAAGCUGGCAGAUUCGUUACCAGUGAGCCUUAUAGACCCUAGAACAUCCUUUACAUAAUCUUGGUUUAUUUGAUUUUAUAAUAAAACAUGUAUUUGUCUGUACAGUACAUCACUAUUAAUCUUGUAAUUAAUUUCUUGACCUUCGACCAUGUUUUAUACAUCAUUUUGUUACAUAUUAUAUAUGUAAUGUAUGAUUUGAAAUUUUUUAAUAUUUUUUUUUAAUGCAGAACAUUCUAAACUUGAAAGGUAGUUGAAUGUAAUAUGAUGGAAAUGUGAAUGUUUUGCUGCUUUCAUGACCAAAGAUACAGGGCUCGUGGACAUGUAGGAUAGGAAUUAAAGUUAGAAUUUUGCAUAUCUUUCUUUGAAGGAGUUCUAACACCUUGGGAAUUGAGAAUGGCUUCAGAAGAGUUUGAGAAGCACUUAAAGUCUUAACCAGUACAAACACUUAAAUAUGACCUUUAUUAUUUUUUUCAUUAUGAAGCCACAAAAUUGUCCUUUCAAAAGCCUACUUUUUCAAUUUACUUCUCAUUUAUUCAUUUCAUAGGGAUUAGUAAGAAAGAUCGCUAGUAGUAAUAUCUAUUGAAAGAUACUUUCAGAUUUAUUUUCCAUAGGGAACACUGAACAGUUUGGGACAUGCUUCCUAGGAAAAGAGUGGCUAACAGUGUGAGUUCCAUUCCUUUUUUCUGUUUUUGACACGAUAAAGGGCCCCUACCUACUACAUUUCCCAGCAUUUGUGUCCAUUCUGGUUUUGCUGUGUUUUACCCGGGCCCAGUUGUUGCAGGGCUGUGGCGACCCUGCCUUCUAGGUCCUGCUUUUAUCUACCACUCCCAUUGUUAGAGGCAGACCCCCAACUCCUCAGAUAGCUCCAGAUGAAUUUUGAAAUGCAGAGUCCUGGGCUUCCAGCCAGUAGGAGCUACAAAUGUAGCGGAGCAGGAGUGGGGCAUCGAUGUGAAGUGUGUUAAUAAGGGAGACUGCCUCUGGCAUAACCUCAGUAGUGCGUACGAAAACACUGCUUUCAGCUAUAGGCUGAAAUGCAAACUUUUUUCAUCUUCUAGAGAAAGCAGGAUUCCCUCCUGACAACCUUAUCAGACAUGUUUUUCAAAGGGCAUAUUCUCUGUCACUUUCAGUGACAAUUGUGGCACCAGUUGGUGUUUAUAAUGACCUGAAUUGAGUAUUCCUACGGAGGGCCCUCUUAGCCCCCCCAACCCCCGUAAACAGAAGGGGGUGUCCUCAGGCUACAGCUGUGGUUCGAACGAAGGGCACUGGGGAGAAGUUAUAACCAGGGCCAUCGUACAGCUCGUCACCCCACUUCUGCAACAAGUGGUCAGGAACUGGUCCUCAAAGCUUUUGAGGCUAUCAGACCAGUUUAUUCUUGGGGAGCCAACCAGAUGAAAGGAUCUGAGGGUGAUUCCAGUUUUAUGUGUUCCUAGACAAAAUGCUUACAUGUUCUAAUGCAACUCAUGUUAGAUUUAUACAAUGUGUGAAAUCUGCGUCAAAGGGAAUUUUCAUGAUUUGAGUUAGAUUAGGAUUUAAUUAUCUGCUUUAAAGGACAGUAUAUUUAUUUCAGAAAUAAGGAAAAAUAAAUGAAUGUAUGAAUUUUUUAAGCCUGAGAGAUGAUGUUCCCUUACUUUUCCUGUAAAGAAAAUAAUUUUUAAAUCUUUCGUAUCCUAUAGAGAAAACCAACUUUUCCUCUGUGAUACAGUACAUUAUGUUUGCACUACCAUAAUGUCAGGACUGAGAGUAUGAAAAAUGUACACAUAAGACUGAUUUUUGUAUCUUUUUUUAAAAGGGGGUUUCAGGUGCCCAACUGGCUCAGUCAGUAAACAUGCGGCUCUUUAUCUUGGGGUCGUGAGUUCGAGCCCCACGAUGGGGGCAGAGUUUCUUUUAAAAAUAAAUAAAAGGGGUUUGAGUCUAUUGCACUAAGCUUUACAAGCUAUACAUGACUAACUUAAAGGGGAGAACUGUUGUGCUAGAUUUAAAACUCACUAGUUUUUUUGGUACUUGUGUCUCUGUAGGGUCAACAGCGUGCACCGAGCAAUAGAGCACACCAAGCCUUAUACUUACAAAGAGAAGUUUAACAUACUAGGUAAAGUUCUAAACAUAUCACAUGUAUAUAAGUGACAAAAAUAGGAUUUUAAGCAAAUGUACAGUAUAUACAGAAGCUCAGUACUUCGUUAAGAAACUAGGGAAACGUGUAUUUGAGGAGAAAAUUUAGGGGUUUGAAAAGUUAUAUUUUUCUAUUUAAAAGGGUUAAAUUAUUGUAUAAUUUGGAAGAAGUUGCUUUGAAUGUAGGACAAAACUGUUUCAAAGAUUUUUGUUUUAAAAAGUUGAUGUAUUUUUGUGCCUUAAUAUUUGUUCUGACUUUUAAUAAAAUGCUUUCUGAAAUUCUA